Zerene cesonia (dogface butterfly) is the source of this 1875-nucleotide messenger RNA. RefSeq names its product venom serine protease Bi-VSP-like. The record is from RefSeq and is a predicted model, not a curated record. Bases 45 to 1364 code for a protein of 439 amino acids. The transcript has 10 exons. Gene Ontology annotation, biological process: proteolysis. Lineage: Eukaryota; Metazoa; Arthropoda; Insecta; Lepidoptera; Pieridae. Gene Ontology annotation, molecular function: serine-type endopeptidase activity.
CAAGUUGUGGUUGUGUCUCAGAACGGACGCGUGCAUGUGUGACGAUGUACACAUAUUUCAUUAUAUUACUGUGUGCGUGUUGUGCUCACGCGCAAUAUUACUAUAAGAGAGGCCAGUUAUGCAAUGAAUGGAAUGUAACAGGGACGUGUAAAAGCAUCCUGGAGUGCUCCUACGCCAAAAAGCUCGUUUACAGCCAUAAAAUACAGGCGCCGACAUGUUUCUAUGAAAAAAGCUUGUUAAUAGCCUGCUGCCCGAAGGAAUUCUUGAUGUUCAGAACAGGGACUUUUCGGGACCUGUUUUUGUCUUCCGUGGAAGGAGUCAAGCGAUCCAAGGACAUGACAUGUCGGUACGACGGCAACGACCCGAUUGUAUGCUGUCAGAACGCCCCCCCUCCGCGUGUUAGGGACGAACCGGCAGGAUGCCCUCCCUUACCACGCGUUUACUUGCGCGGUAAGGAGGACAGUCACAUUGCUUGGCAAAAGUGUCUCGAGAACCAGCGCUACACGGACAAGUGCGUGUCGAAAAAAGACAAUCCGGAUGAGUACGAACGCAUCAACACUUCCCCUGACACAAUUGAUACGUAUCGCAUCAUAAAUGGUACUGAUGCUGCAGCACGGGAAUUCCCACAUAUGGCUGCGCUGGGCUGUCACUCAUUGACUGUUAAUGACACGCGAGAUAUCGUUUGGGUCGGCGGCGGGUCCCUCAUCAGUGAUAAGUUCAUUUUGACAGCAGCCCACGUGGUAUACGAGCAGACGCACCAACUUAUAAAAUAUGCACUCCUUGGGACAACAAAUAAAACGGACAUUCGUGAUGGUGUCUUGUACAACAUACUUCACUGGCAUAUUUAUGAGCUUUACUCAUCGCAAAAUCAAAACAAUGACAUCGCCCUUGUCGAACUCGAUAGAAAGGUUGUUUUCUCCGAGUUCAUUCGGCCAGCCUGCUUGCCGCUUCCAAGUAUUGAGUUAGAAAAUGAAGCCAUUGUAGCUGGGUGGGGCCAGACGGCGCAGGCCGGAGAAACUUCAGAUAUACUCUUGAAGGCCCAAAUAGAAUUAAUAUCAAGUGUAACGUGCAUAGAAAGGAUUAAAAAGAAGAACUUCCGAUGGAGCAACGAAACUAUGAUCUGCGGAAGAGGGAUUUUUUCCAACCGACUGCAUCAGUACACAGACACUUGCAAGGGCGACAGCGGCGGGCCAGUAAUGGCAAAAAUAGCGAAUCUCAACUCUACCUACGUUGUGCGAGGGAUAGUUUCGUUCGGGCUUACUUGCGGCGGGGCGACGCCGGCGGCGUACACCAAAGUGGAGCCUUACAUCAACUGGAUCGUUGACCGGGUGUGGCCAGACGAGAUGAAUAGGCGUUACAAUUAACCCGACGCUUUUUAAGAGCGUAGCAUCUUUGUAUAGGUUGUGAUUUUGUUAAAGUGUUUUGAGUUGCCAGAUGGCGUUGAGAUUAAAGCUUUAAAGCGCGAGACUAUGUUUUUACGUCUUUCAGAUGCUAAUUGCGUAGAAAAUGCUUGACUAUUGCCAUGAAUUAAAAAACGAUUUGAUAUUUUAUUAAAAUGCGUGUAGCAACGCCUCUAACUUUGCGUAUGUCUUGCAUACUGCGCUGUUAUGAAGUUAUUGCGUCGCGGUUUUAAAUUAUUGUACAUAUUCGUAUAGUGAUACAAGCUAACGAAUAGUAUUUCUUGCGACUUAACGAUAAUUGCGGAUCAAAAGCUACGAAACCGCGCCUAACUUUCAUGUAAUUCUUUGAUAGAACAUACCUUUAUUGACGACUAGCUGCGCCCCGCGGUUCCACCCGCGCAAGUCCGUAUCCUGUAGGAAUAUCGGGAUAAAAAGUUGCCUAUAUGUUACUCCAGUUGUCCAGCUAUCUACGUAG